This is a messenger RNA of Penicillium samsonianum, 225 nucleotides long. RefSeq lists its product as uncharacterized. The coding region runs from base 1 to 225 and encodes 74 amino acids. The transcript has a single exon. The record is from RefSeq and is a predicted model, not a curated record. NCBI's taxonomy places the organism in Eukaryota, Fungi, Ascomycota, Eurotiomycetes, Eurotiales, Aspergillaceae.
AUGUCUUCCAACAACAAUAGCAGCUUCGCAAAGCCCAAGAUCUCAGAGCUCGUCCCAAUCCUUACCGGCGAAACCAACUUCGCAACGUGGUCAACCGCACUCAAGUGCGCUCUCAACACCCGGGAUCCUCGCCUUUUCGAGAUCCUCACCGGCAAAGAGGCUCAGCCAGCCCCCGAUAAUCCAACGCUUAACGAGUGGACUCGCAAGUCUCACCUUCUUUCGUAG